Melampsora larici-populina 98AG31 is the source of this 984-nucleotide messenger RNA. RefSeq lists its product as uncharacterized. The record is from RefSeq and is a predicted model, not a curated record. The coding region runs from base 1 to 984 and encodes 327 amino acids. The transcript is spliced from 3 exons. NCBI's taxonomy places the organism in Eukaryota, Fungi, Basidiomycota, Pucciniomycetes, Pucciniales, Melampsoraceae.
AUGCCUUCAGGUAAAAGUUAUCGCAAGGUCUACUGCAAGUGUAUCAGUCGGAGAUGCGGCGAAGUUGAAUAUGUUGACGCUGACGGUCAGCAUCAACUUGGAAAUAAGAUCUUCCAACAUCUUGCCCGGGCCCAUCAACUUGACGACAAGCGUCGCCGUGUCACAUUGACAAAUGAGUUACCCGAGGAGCCCAUCAACAAGCCAGAUCCUGUGGCAGGUGUUGCCGGACCCCUCGAUACUCUUAUUCAAAAUCUACGUCUAUCUAGCACCGGAAUUUUUGGCGAUGAAUCUUCAAACCGUCUCUCCCAAGGCUCUAGCUUGCCUAUCUCUGCUCAGAUGGAAUCUUCAACAGACCAAUCAGAUAUUCAAAUGCCGAUGCAAUCAGAUCACGCUUUGUCCAGCACUUCAAGAAACCACGGAGCUGAGACUGGUCGAUCGAACCCAGACAUACCCGUUCAUGACACAAGUUCGUAUAUGGAAAAUCACCUCGAAACCGCGAAUCCUGUCUUGAUCUUCCCUCUCUUUGUUACGGCGAUUCUAGUAGUGUUCGAAAACAUAUCUUUAUCCACUGCCAACUGGCUUUUAAGCGUACUUCAAGGCUUCACGACCCUUGUCAAAACAUACGGAACUGGUUGCUCAACUGAAGAAACAACUCCGCUCACAUUUCUAGAUCAACUUGUGUUCGAUGAGAUGCCACGCGAUAUCCGUACAAUCUUUUCAAAUUUUCAACUCGAUCCCGAUCUUAUCAUUUUCAAUACUUGUCCUAUGUGUUUUGCGAUGUACCACAUCGAUCAUACUCCCAAAGCGUGUACCCGUCGAGUGAAUGAAGUACCCGGGUUGUUCCAGCCUGAUCCACCUGAUGAAAGGUUACUUGCUCGACGCCGCUAUUCAAGAAUUUUCGAGAUACUCCCGUACCGGUCCGCCAAUAUGGUGUUCAAAACCUCCACACCUGGGUCUCUCGCCUUAUUAGUCGGCAGAAUAUAG